This is a messenger RNA of Panicum virgatum (switchgrass), 3245 nucleotides long. RefSeq lists its product as uncharacterized. The transcript is spliced from 2 exons. Lineage: Eukaryota; Viridiplantae; Streptophyta; Magnoliopsida; Poales; Poaceae. The record is from RefSeq and is a predicted model, not a curated record. The coding region runs from base 1141 to 2085 and encodes 314 amino acids.
AGAGGCCUCUCCUUGGGCUCCGCCACUUGCCGCUGGCCGGCCAUGGUCGAGCUCCUGGAAGCUGGAGCUCAGGCCAGCGGAGCAGGAGCAAGGGGAGGAGACCGCGACGUGGCGGAAUCGUCCUCCUGUGGUACGUGGAGUUCGUCUGCGAUGGAAACUGGUGUGCGGGAGCGCCGGGUUGGCGGCGGCGGUGGAAACACGACGGCGCGGCAACGGCGCAGAGCCGGCGAAGCGGAAGGCCACGCGCUCGGCCGAGGAGAGCCUCGUCGUCGCAGCGGCACCGCGGUGCUGGGGCGCACCUUCCCAGCCGCCGCAGCGGCAACCAGAGGGCACCAUCGGCGAGAGCGGCGGCGGCGGACAUGGGGAACGAACGCCAUGCCGCGCGGUGCGAGGGGCGCUAGUGCCGCUGGAUCAGGUGCGCCUUCGCCGGAUCCACCCAUUCCCGCUCGUCGGCCGACCUCCUUCCGCCGCAGGUGAUUGCCUCCAUUCAUAUAUACUAGAAAUUGGCACUGAUAAGCGGCCAAGGCUUUUCCAAGUUCCUUAGCCACUGCUGACCAAGAUGCGUACAGGAGCUUCAAGUUUUGUACUAGUAUUGUUUUAUCUGCAAGACCAAUAUUCUCAAGUUGCGUCUCACUUUCUUUCCCUGUCGCUAGUGAUCACACAUGCGUUCAAACCAAUCUACAUUUGGUUUUCCACACCAGCUUGAACGCACCUCUCCUACUCUCUCCACUCAGUGCCUUUCGGCCUAUUUAUUCCAACAUGUAACUGAAGGCUCUCAUUCUUGACUAGAGUCAAAUAAAUCUUCUUGAGCGACUUGCCUACCUCGUUUUCCCUUGUAUAGGACCAAAUCCUCCACAUCCUAGACCUGCAUUGCAUACCUCUUUUUCGCUGUCUCAGUCUUCGAUAUCAUUGAACUCUCUUUAAGUUCUCAUGUUGCCUCAUUGUAUGACUUUACCCUCGAGAUAUCGCUGCAUACAAGGGAUAAAUGUCCAUGUGUUCUAAGGUAGGUCCUUUACAGCUGCUAAGCUAAGUCUUUGCUUGUGAUCCAAAUAAAGUUCCUUUUUUUUUUGCCAUUCAUGUAUGCUGUUAUGUGUUGAAUCUCCUCAACAGGGAAGGGAUACAACAGAUCCUUGAAUCCUGAUGGCGGAGAUUGUCAGGUCUGCAGUUGUCCAGGAGACAGUAAGCCAAAUCAUCACUAAUCUGGUUCAAAGUUAUGAGGAGAAAGAGGAAUCAAAUGCGAACAGAAACUUGGAGAGGCUAGAGAUGGCACACAUCAGGCUGGAGGCUGCUCUUGAGACUUCAGAAAAGUGGCAGAUCACUGAUGCGUCCUUGUUGCGUUGGCGCAGGAAGCUAAAGCGUGCUGCCCAAGAGUGUGAUGACACUCUGCAUAAAUGCAAACAGAGGAUCCUAGAUGACGAAGAGAUAGAAAAGAGGGUGAGAGAUUCCCCAUUUCCUGUACGUAUAGCACAUACUACUAAGUCAUUUGUUUUCUCCAUCUUUAGCCCCAACAAAGACGAGUCAAACAUUUCCGUUGUUCGAAGAUUUGAGUGGUUUGCAGAUGGUGGUAGUGAGUUUCUGAGAUUAGUAGAGCUUGGUGGCACACCCAAUUGUCACAUGCCCUUUGACCCUCUUAUCAGGCACCUUCUUACAGGCAAGAAACUGCAGCACAGAAUCAUUCGAGCAAACAAGUGCCCUUUGUUUCUACAGUUGGUUCCCUUUAUUACUGCAGAGCAUCGAAUAGAGGCUAGACUCAUCUUUAUUCAGACAGAUGGUAAUGUAUCGGAGGAUGACUUUUUCCUUUCUAUAAUGCUACAGCUUUCAGAGAGUACAGACAUAGUAGGGACUGCAAUUAAGUGCCUACAACCGUAUGCCCCUCUUUUCAAGUCUACAGUUGAAACUGUUAGAAAAGAACUUAUACAACAAGCUACAGAAGACUUCUCAUGGGUGCCACAUGUCGAUACGCAUCACAAAGAACAUUGGGAUAAUGUUCACAGCUUUGGCACUGAUUGGUUUCGCCUGAACCCAUUGUGUUGCAAGCAGAAUGAUCAGCACAAGUUCUAUCAUGGAUUCAUGGUAGAAAGUUAAACACAUCAAGUUUACCAGACGUCUCUUUAGAACCAGUCAUUGAAGUACAUCUGCAGUGCCAUAUCUCGCUCUCAGAGAGCAGCCAGCAUAGGUCCUUACUGUUCGAUACAAAAAAUUCUCUACAAGAUUCUCCAUAUCUGAAAUUUGGGCUCCUUUUGACGCCCCAUGGAUAUUUAGAAGACAUCCUACUUGUGGAUAAAAGUCCUGCAAUACCAGCAUUCUACAGCAAGGAGCAGCAUUGCUUGCAUACAGACUUCACCUUUGGCCAACUUGGAGAGAUCAUACUGCCAAAGGCAAUAGAUUACUUCUGCAAGAAUGACGAAGCGACAGUCUACCAAAUGCUUUGGAAACCAAAACAUGGCGCUGCAUACAUUCAGGUUGAGAAGGCAAGCAUGAACUCACGAAGAACAAGCAUGAGAACAUGGGGAAAUUUCCGGGGACCUAGGAAAGGAAAGAUGUUGCAAUGGCAUGAUCAAGAGAUAGGGAGACAGACAAACACGAUCUUUCAAUUUCUCAACCUGUGGGUUGCACAUGCGCCUGUCCAGCUGCAAGGCUCGAUUGUGGACUGGAUUCAGAAAGAAAAGGAAAGUCAGUUAGCAGCAUCGCAACUACAUCUGAAAUUCUAAACCAUCUAGCAUGGAUGGAUAAGGGAAAUCAGAAAUACAAGACUGGAAAUGGGAUGUUCUAGGGAACACAUCAAUAUUUGCAGUUACUAUUCAUGCUGGGCACAACUAUGCCAGAAACAUAAAAGUCCUAUGUCGUGAGAGCAAAAUCUUUGCAAGAAGGUUGUGAAGUUACAUCUCAGCACUCUUUUCUGUUGCCUAAUAAAGUUACAAUUAGAGGUACUAAGUUGUACACUAGGGACUUGUGCAUGUAUAGCCCAUCAAUCAUUUUUAGUUUUCGUGUGGUGUCGCUUGUUUCUCGCUAUCUGAUCUCAUUUAUCAAAAUGUAAUUUAUCUUUCAGCGUCUGUAGUGUAGUUAUUUUUUCCUUGAGAAUUUUAAGUGGGUGGAUAUGUUACCAUGUAAUAUCACCAUUUUAGAGCAAAAUAUAAGGAUAGCAAUCUAUUGUGACUUGUAUAUACCUCUCUUUAUAGCUGAUAAUCGCAUCCUGUACAGUUUGUACAUGUAAACUUUAUUUGACUGGGAAUUUCUCGAUUUUA